AUGUCUAUCGAAGGAGAUGAACCCGUAAUUCAAAUUGAGGACGAAGUUGAUGAAAGUUCAGUCCCUAGUUCAAAAAGAACAAAAACUUCUAUGGCUUGGGAAUUUUUUGAAAAGUUUUUUGACGAUAAAGGGCUCCCAAAGGCAAAAUGCAAAAAUUGUGAUAAAAUUUACAUGGCUAGAGAUGGUGGUGGCACUUCAAAUUUGAUAAAACAUUCGCUGAGAUGUGUUGGAAGAGGGAAUAGAUCUUCUUAUCCUCCACUUGAUCAAGAAAAGUAUAGGGAAAAGAUUUCUGAGGUAAUUGUCAAACACAAUUAUCCUUUUACUUUUGUCGAACAUGAAGGGAUAGUUGACUUACUCUGUUUUUUGCACCCUGAUGUUAAGUCAAUUUCUAGAAACACUGCAAAGUCCGAUGUUCUUAAGCUGUAUAGAAAAGAAAAAGAAAAAUUAAAAUCCUAUUUACAGUCAAUUCCAGGAAAAAUUUGUUUAACAUCCGAUUUAUGGUCUGCAAUAAAUACAAAUCAAUAUAUGGUUUUGACUGCACAUUUUGUUAAUAGGAAUUGGGAGUUAGAGAAAAAAGUAUUAUCUUUCAUUCAUUGUCCACCACCUCACAGCGGUUUUAAGUUGGCUGAGAAGUUAAUAAGUUUGUUAAAGGAGUGGGGUAUUGAGAAAAAAAUAUUCACAAUUAUUUACAAACUGUAUUCACAAUUACUUUAG
Messenger RNA from Lathyrus oleraceus (garden pea), 714 nucleotides. RefSeq names its product zinc finger BED domain-containing protein DAYSLEEPER. Lineage: Eukaryota; Viridiplantae; Streptophyta; Magnoliopsida; Fabales; Fabaceae. The record is from RefSeq and is a predicted model, not a curated record. The transcript has a single exon. The coding region runs from base 1 to 714 and encodes 237 amino acids. Gene Ontology annotation, molecular function: DNA binding.